Morus notabilis is the source of this 371-nucleotide messenger RNA. RefSeq lists its product as uncharacterized. Bases 69 to 359 code for a protein of 96 amino acids. The transcript is spliced from 2 exons. Lineage: Eukaryota; Viridiplantae; Streptophyta; Magnoliopsida; Rosales; Moraceae. The record is from RefSeq and is a predicted model, not a curated record.
GUUUAAGCAGAGAACCAUUAUAUAUACACCACCACAAAGCUUGGGCAUCCAAAGGGUAUAGCUGAAAAAUGGACAUCACAAAGUGGUGCAGUUCAGGCCACAGAAGAAGAAGCAUCAGAUUAGGAAGAUACUACAAUGAGUCUUCAUCAGUUAGUUCUCCCUACAAGUUGAGUUGGAGAUUUUUUUGGAUCAAGUUCAGGAGAGAAAAGAUGAGGAAGAUCUUCGAGUCGUCGCGGGUUAAUCCUCGACGACUUGUUCCCUACGAUCCGAGCAGCUACUCUAAGAAUUUCGACCGCGGGUUUGCGUGGGAUGAUCAUGAUCAUGAGCCUGAUGAUCAUGAUGAUUACAUCUCAAGUUAACUGUUCUUGGAC